GACCACCCGCUUUACAACGAUUCGGCGCCUCGAGAGAAGAAAAGGCGUCGGCGCUUUAAAAUUCAGCAGCUUCACAAAAAUAAUAUCGACGCCAGUCGCGCCUUUAUCUCCGCAACUAAAAAGUUAAAUUUGAAAAGACGCACUCGAAGAUAUUAAGCUUGAAAUUGCACUGCCCUUGAAAUCGUUUUACGAGCUUAAUACGUUCCUGAUCGCGCGGCUUCGAAUUGAAAUGAAAUGCCGACGCGCGCGCUCGUUUCGCCCAGUCACCCGUACGCGCCUCCGUGCGUGCAUGUUCAGUGUGAAGUUAGGUUGGCUCUCGCGGCGCGAAAUUCUCGGGCGAUCGCUGCGGGACGGACGGCACAGCGAGGGGUCCAACACCGGAGGGUACGCAGUUACUUCUCGAGACGAGCAAGCCGCGCGAGGAAGAGAAUCGACGCAGCGAUAUCGGAGCGAGUGGUGUCUCGCCCUAACCUCCGAAUCCUCCGAUGCCGACGGACCCGCGCGAGUCUCGCGAGUAACGAUUGUGUGCUUAGCAUACGGUGACCAUGGCAUUCGCGUUGAGAGGGGUCAGCGGUGUAUUUCUGCGCUGGAGCAGCGGCCCCCGGGCCUCCACCAGAGUGUCACGGGUGUGCGUCGCUAAUUUCUCUACCAAGGCAAAUAUCCCAGUAGCGGAGCAAGUGGCGGAGAAGCCGAAAACACCGGUGGGAAACGGUAAAGUGUUCAAAAGCGUGGAGGAAGCUGUGUCCGAUGUACACAGCGGGGCUAAGCUGCUGGUCGGUGGAUUCGGUCUCUGCGGCAUCCCAGAGAACUUGAUAGCAGCCGUGCUGAAAAGGGGCUCUAAGGAUUUAACGGUAGUCUCGAACAAUGCCGGGGUGGAGGACUUCGGGCUGGGUAUAUUGCUGAAGGAGCACAGGAUCAAAAGGAUGAUCGCGUCGUACGUGGGCGAGAACCCUGAAUUCGAGAGGCAGUAUCUCAACGGCCAGUUGGAGGUGGAGCUGACGCCGCAGGGUACCUUGGCGGAACGUGUCAGAGCGGGUGGCGCCGGCAUCCCGGCCUUCUACACCCCCACGGCCUUCGGCACCAUCGUACAGGAGGGCAACGUCAUCGUCAAGUACGACAAGAACGGCGACGCCGAGAUAUCGGGCGAGCCGCGGAGCGUGAACCAGUUCGAUGGGCGAAACUACGUGCUGGAGACCGCCAUCACUGGCGACUUCGCGCUGGUGAAGGCGUGGAAGGCCGACACCGCCGGCAAUCUGGUCUUCCGUAAGUCGGCGAGGAACUUCAACCCCGUCAUGUGCAAGGCGGCCGCAGUCGCGAUCGUCGAGGUGGAGGAGAUCGUGCAACUUGGCCAAUUGGAUCCCGAUCAGAUUCAUUUGCCUGGCGUUUUCGUGGACAGGAUUGUGAAGGGGCCGUCUUACGAGAAACGGAUUGAGAAACGCUCUACGAAACAAACCAUGAAGCCUAAGAAAGUGACACCGGCUAGCAAAUCGAGGGAUAUGAUUAUCAGGCGCGCUGCUCUCGAAUUCAAGGAUGGAAUGUACGCAAACCUGGGGAUCGGCAUACCCAUGCUUGCCAGCAACUACAUCCCGAAGGGUGUGAAAGUGACGUUGCAAUCAGAGAACGGUAUUCUCGGGCUGGGCCCUGUUCCGGACGAAAGUGACGUCGACGCGGAUCUUAUCAAUGCUGGAAAGGAAACUGUGACGAUUUUGCCCGGCGCUGCUUUCUUUAGCAGCGACGAGAGUUUCGGCAUGAUUAGAGGAGGCCACAUUGAUCUGACUAUUCUUGGAGGCAUGCAAGUGUCGGAGAACGGGGAUUUGGCUAACUGGAUGAUACCGGGCACAAUGGUAAAAGGCAUGGGUGGUGCUAUGGAUCUCGUUUCCGCGGCGAGUACAAAGGUGGUGAUAACUAUGGAACAUACAGCCAGAGACGGAAGUCCGAAAAUUUUGAAGAACUGCACACUGCCCGUCACAGGUCAACAGUGUGUAGAUUUAAUUAUCACAGAUCUCGGGGUAUUUGAAGUGGUGAAAGGAGAAGGAUUAAAGCUCAUUGAGAUCGCACAUAAUGUUGACAUUAGCGCCGUCGUCAGUGCGACGGGCUGUGAAUUCAGUGUUGCCGACGAUCUUAAGGAGAUGGGCCAAGUUACAGAUGAGGACUUAUGAAUUGUAAUAUAUCUCGCAGGUUAUAAAUGUGAUAUGUGAUAUGAUCAUUCAAUGAUGGUUGCCUGAAAGUAAUUUUUUAAUAUAUUUCACAAGUUAUAAGUGUGCAAUUUAAAAAAUAAAUAGAACUGUUGUAUAGUUACGUUUCGGUUGACACGCCUGUUUUCUAUAAAUAUACCUGUAUAUUUUUAAUGUAAUAUAACGUUUAAGUUAUCCAGUAAAGUACGGUUAAUGCGUGAUUAACUAUUUGUCAUAUUAAAUGCAUUAUAUUGUACACAAUAGUUAACUCGUUUUUAAAAUGUACAUAUAUUUUGACUUGUAAACUAUCAAAAUGAUUUAUGAUGUGUCACGCAAGCAAGCAAAAUCACGUUAUAUGUAUAAAAUGAUUUUAUAACAUAUUCUAUAAAAUAAAAAGUUUUAAUAUU
Messenger RNA from Vollenhovia emeryi, 2581 nucleotides. RefSeq names its product succinyl-CoA:3-ketoacid coenzyme A transferase 1, mitochondrial (gene SCOT). The transcript is spliced from 7 exons. The coding region runs from base 546 to 2159 and encodes 537 amino acids. Gene Ontology annotation, biological process: ketone body catabolic process. Lineage: Eukaryota; Metazoa; Arthropoda; Insecta; Hymenoptera; Formicidae. Gene Ontology annotation, molecular function: CoA-transferase activity. The record is from RefSeq and is a predicted model, not a curated record.